Molecule: messenger RNA, 6030 nt
Organism: Pimephales promelas (fathead minnow)
Lineage: Eukaryota; Metazoa; Chordata; Actinopteri; Cypriniformes; Leuciscidae
Source: RefSeq, a predicted model, not a curated record
AUGGCAGAGCCUGGAGAAGCAGCAGGAGACGAACGGGCAACUCUACGAUCACCACUAACAGUAACAAUAACACUGACAGUUGCAGUUGUAGAGUCACCAGCACCAGGAUCAGCAGCUUCAGGAUCACUAGCAUCUGAAGCAACAGUGGCAGCAUCUGGAGGAGCAGUAGUACUAGUAAAGGCAGAAGUAAUCGGAGGAUUACCGGCAGAAGGAGCAGGAACCGGAAUUAAUGGACCACAACAGAAUGGAGAAUCACAGACACAAUCAACUGUGAAGACAGAGGAAUCUCAGAAGACAGAGGAACCUCCAAUGACAGAGAAACCUCUGAAGACAGAAGAACCUCCAAAGACAGAGAAACCUGUAUUGACAGAGGAACCUCCGAAGACAGAGAAACCCCCAAUGACAGAGGAACCUCCAAUGACAGAGGAUCCUUCAAUGACAGAGAAACCUGCAAUGACAGAGAAACCUCCAAAGACAGAGAAACCUCCAAUGACAGAGGAACCUCUGAAGACAGAGAAACAUCCAAUGACAGAGGAACUUCCAAUGACAGAGGAACCUCUGAAGACAGAGGAAUCUCAAAAGACAGAGGAACUUCCAAUGACAGAGGAACCUCUGAAGACAGAGGAAUCUCCAAAGACAGAGGAACCUCCAAUGACAGAGGAACCUCCAAUGACAGAGAAACCUCCAAUGACAGAGGAACCUCUGAAGACAGAGAAACCUCCAAAGACAGAGAAACAUCCAAUGACAGAGGAACCUCCAAUGACAGAGGAACCUCUGAAGACAGAGAAACCUCCAAUGACAGAGAAACCUCCAAAGACAGAGAAACCUCCAAAGACAGAGAAACCUCCAAAGACAGAGGAACCUCCAAAGACAGAGGAACCUCCAAAGACAGAGAAACCUCCAAUGACAGAGGAACCUCCAAUGACAGAGGAACCUCUGAAGACAGAGGAAUCUCAAAAGACAGAGAAACCUCCAAAGACAGAGGAACCUCCAAAGACAGAGGAACCUCCAAAGACAGAGAAACCUCCAAUGACAGAGGAACCAUCGAAGACAGAGGAACCUUUGCAGAGUUCCUUAAUGCCAGGUGUAAACAGAGACGGUUAUGAAAACAGGGUGAAGAACGAGGUGAAGAAGAUCUGCCCUGAAACAGAUAAUUCAGUUCAGAGAGAAAAUAAGGAUGCUGGAACUGCAGGAGUCAAUGCGGAUCAAGAUAAAAUAAAGCAACUAUUUCACAGAAUUCAUCUGGAAGACAGGUGGCAAAAUAAACUAAGAGCUGCAGAUGUUCUUCAGAUAACUGAACAUUCAUUACAGUCCCAUGAGUCUUGUGCUGAAGAGAAACUGAGUCAGACUUUCAUACACAAACUACUGAUGAUGAACUACAGAGCAAGAUACAUCAGUGUUAAAGACAUUAAUGAACAUGAUCAAAUACAACAAAGAGAUACUGACGAUGAAGAUGAGGCUGACGAUGAAGAUGAGGCUGAUAUUUUGGACUCUUUUCUUAACAACACAACUUCUUUGUCAAACACUGGACCCAGUCAAUCUGAUCGCGUUCACCCAAUGGAUGUUCAGAUGGCCGUGUUUCAUUGUGCUGAUGGUUUCCUGAAGCAGUUGAUGGUCACUAAACUGUCCCAGUGUCAGUACGCUCUGCCUCUGCUUGUUCCUGAUCCAGACACACAACAGAUUGAGUUUCCUCUCUGGACAUUCAGACAAAUCAACAAGAGCUGGAAGACGAGAACCACCAACAAUGAGAUGAUCAGUAAAACCCAGCCGAUCUACAAGACAGAAACUCCAAUGGUGUUUUUCUUCAGGUUUGGCUCUGUGUCUUCAUCCAAGUCUCAGCUGAUGAACAGUCUGAUCAAUGAGAAACACAACACGUUCUUCCACAGGAACUGUCCAGGCAGCAGCAGAACCAGAGUCCUGAUGGAUGGAGUGGUGGAGAUCGCCUGGUUCUGCCCCUCUGGGAAAAACACGGAUAAAUUCACGGACUGUGUUGUGUUCUGUAAUCUACACGGUGAUGCAGGAGAUCAUGAGAAACAACUGAAGAUCCUCACUGAAAUGGCCUCAGUCAAUGUUGUUCUUUUACCACAACUUCAGAAAAAUGACAGAAGUGCAGAAAAGAUCCAGAACCUGAUCAGAAUCAAAAAGCCACUUAUUUGUCUUUUUACGGAGGAUAAAUAUUCUUUAGUGAAGAUGAAGAAAGGGAAAUUCAAGAUUGGCCUGAAGGACAGAAAUCAGUCAGAUGUAUCUGAAGAACUCAGAAGAGCUAUAAAUGAGUGUCUCUCAGAAUCAUCUUCCACUUUCAGACUUGAAUAUUUUUCCAAACACUCAGACAUCAGAGUAGAUGAGGAAGAAGACUGCAGGAGAGGAAGAGAAGCAGCCCAGCAGAUGAUGAGUUUACUGAAGGAUAAACAUCUGACAGAAAUCAAAGACUCAUUUCUGCCUCAUCAGGGGAAACUGUGGCAUCAGUGGAGUCAGAAGAACAAAGAACUACAUCGACCUCAAGGAGAAAUGAUAGAAAUGGAAAAAAGUAGAAUAAAAACAGAAAUGAAGAAAAUCCGUAAACAACAGUAUGAAUCCGACAUCAGUGAGUUUAUGACUCGCUUUCAUAAAACAAUGAACUCACAUUCUGAAGGUGAAAGGAUGUUUUUUUUCAAAUGGCUCAGUGUCUUCCUGGAUGAACAUACAUCAGCUGACCUUUCUGCUCUACAUCAUAAAUAUGAUAAAACAUGGUCAUCAGUUUUAAAACUAAAAGAGAACAAUGAAAAAUCUGAACACCUCACAACUGAACAAGCAGAACUUGAGAAAAUAUCUGAGGAUCUUCAAGCUGCAGCCUUUGGUUUGGAGCACAUCAUGAGGGAGAUCGGUCAGAUCUAUGAAUCAUGUUCAUCUGUGAAGAAGAACAAGAAAGAUCUGCAGGUUCACUUGUCUUUUCUCCCGAGUCUUGCAGCACAGAUGAUGAUCUCUGGAUUUCCACUGGAGCUGAUGGAUGGAGAUGCUGCUCAUGUUCCUGUGAUCUGGAUCUCUGCUGUUCUAGAUGAACUCAUCCAGAAACUGGGAGACCAGAGAGUCUUUGUGCUGUCAGUUUUAGGGAUUCAGAGCUCUGGGAAAUCCACCAUGCUGAACGCCAUGUUUGGACUCCAGUUUGCCGUCAGUGCUGGCAGGUGCACUAGAGGAGCUUUCAUGCAGCUGGUCAAAGUCUCAGACGAGAUGAAGACACAGAUGAACUUUGACUAUAUUCUGGUUGUUGAUACUGAGGGUCUUCGUGCUCUAGAACUGACUGGAAGAUCAACAAGACAUCAUGACAAUGAACUGGCCACAUUUGUUGUUGGUCUUGGAAAUCUGACCUUGAUCAACAUCUUUGGAGAAAACCCAUCUGAGAUGCAGGACAUUCUUCAGAUUGUUGUUCAGGCCUUCAUGAGGAUGAAGAAGGUCAGACUGAAUCCCAGCUGUGUGUUUGUGCAUCAGAACGUCUCAGACGUCACAGCUGGAGAGAAAAACAUGGAGGGAAGGAGACGACUUCAGAAGACACUGGAUGAGAUGACAAAACUCGCUGCUAAAGAGGAAGUCUGUGAUGAAGAAUGUUUCAGUGAUGUCAUUAGAUUUGAUGUUCAGAAUGAUGUGAAGUAUUUUGCUCAGCUCUGGGAAGGAAGCCCACCGAUGGCACCACCAAACCCAAACUAUUGCGAGAACAUUCAAGAACUAAAGCAAACUAUAUUGUCUCAUGCCUCAAAUUCACAUGGAUUUAUGCUGAAAGGCUUAAAAGAUCGUAUUAAAGAUCUCUGGGAGGCUUUACUGCAUGAACGAUUCGUCUUCAGCUUCAGAAAUUCUCUGGAGAUUUCAGCCUACAGGAAACUGGAGACCGAAUAUAGCAAGUGGACCUGGAGUCUUCGCAGUGCCAUGAAGGAAACUGAGAACAAACUACACAACAAAAUAGAAAAUGAAACAAUUCAUGAGGUUGAAGAAACUGGUCUGCAAGAAGAACUGAAGAAGACAAAAGAAGAAGUGGAAAAAUCAAUGUCUGGAUUCUUUGAGAAAGACAAAGAUAAAGAUAUACUGAUUCAGUGGAAAACAUCAUUUGAAAUCAAAAUCAAGGAGCUUCAGGAAAACAUCGUGAGAGAAACCAAGAGGAAAUUAAAUGAGGUUCUUCAGCAGCGAGACCUGAAGAAAAAGAUUGAUGCUCAGAGGACACAUCAAGAAAACACUCUCUAUGAAAAGAGCAAAGAACUUGCCUUAAAACUCAAAGCUAAAGAUGAAAAAACACUGAAGAAAGAGUUUGAUCUGUUUUGGGAACAGUGUGUGAAGAAGAUUAAUUCAAACACUCCUGCAAUCAAAGAUAUUGAUAUAAUGAGAGAUGUGAGAGAGAUCCUCAGUGACACCUAUAAAAGUGUUUCUGAGGACCAAAGGAUGAGGAGCAGAGAUCCUUUCUCUGUGUCCAGUUUUUCGGAUUAUGUAAAGGUAAAAAAAUCAAGUGGAUUGUUAACAUAUGUCUACAGAUCAGCUGAAACAUUUGUUUGCGGUUCUCUAACUAAAGAGGAUGAAGUUCAAAUAAGAGCAUUAGUCACAGACAUUGAUCAGCAUACAAACAAAGAGAUUCAAUCAUUUAACAUUUCAAAGUUGGGCUACAACAAGAGCUGCAUUCAACAACUCAUAGAUUACAUCAAGGUAAGCAUAGUACAACAUGAGGAAGGAUCAGUGAGAUAUGAGUUCAAGCAUGAAUUCUUCAGGGAUUUGGUUCUUUCCAUUUUCAAGAGAGCAAACACGAUGAUCUCUGCCCAACACGGACUAUUCAGGGACGCCAAUGAUCCUGUAAUAUAUUUUAAGAAGAAGAGAGAAGAGUACUAUAGUAUUUUCCAGAAAUACUGUCAUGGAUCAACAUCGGCUGCUAUUUUUGGUGAAAUCAUCUGUCAGAAACUGAAAGAGCCCAUUGAGCAGAGUGUCUACAAGAAGAUUGCCAGAGAUCUGGCUGAUGAAAUGAGAUCAAACUGUGAAUCACUGAAUGGAAACAGAUCAAACCUGGAGAAAUACAUCCUGAAGACACUGGCAGAAGAGGGGGAUUUUGAAAAAUACAUGAACUACAUUCAUAAUCCCAGAGAUCACUUCAAAGGUUUCAUCAGAGAUGAAGUCAGUUGGUACAUCACUGAUAAGUUCAGUGUCAGUGUUUUACCCAAGAUGGAGAAGAACAUAAAACUCCUGCAGCAGAAGAUCAUGGAAGCAGCACAUGAAUCAACUGAACAUGUUCAAGAGAAUAAAGGAGAUGUUGGAUUGUGGUUGAAGAGUUUCACACAGCGGCUCUCAGACGUGCUGAUCUUCUCUGAAAAAGACCUCAGUGGAGUCAAACAUGAUGAUGUUGAUGUGAAACUCCUAGAAGAUGUGAUAAAGAAAGAACUUCCCGCUAUAAUAUCGGACAUCAGCAGAGGAUUCACAGAGACUUUUCCAGUAAAGCUGGACAAUAAAGACAGACCAGAUGAGCUUCUGAUUGAUCACUUCUGUCAGUGCUGUUGGGCUCAGUGUCCGUUCUGUACAGCCAUCUGCACCAACACCAUAGAAAACCAUGAUGGAGAUCACAGUGUUCCUUUCCAUCGAGUUGAUGGAAUAAAUGGAUGGCAUAGGCGUAACACAGAUAAUCUCUGUGUUAAUUUUUGCACAACUUUAGUAACAAGUAAUGAAAGAUUUCAUGUAUCUGAUAAGUCGUUUCCAUAUAAAGAAUACAGAAGCGCAGGAGGAGUUUAUGCGAAGUGGAGCAUCACCCCUGAUGACUCUGCACUGUCCUACUGGAAAUGGUUUGUGUGCAGAUUCCAGAAAGAUCUGGAAAAAUAUUAUAAUGCAACAUUCCAGGGUUCUGGUGAGAUUCCACCUGAAUGGAGAAAUCACACACAAGACAAUGCUAUUCAGAGCUUGGAUCAUUUAUGCAUAUCUAAAAAAAAGUCUAAAUAGCAAACUUUGUGUUGUCUAAUUAAUUUCUUUGUUUUCUUUGUCUUUGGUUUUCACUUAUAAUCAUUAGUCAUUUAUGUAGUUGUCAUUUUAUUUAUC